UAAUUAAACUUAAAUUGCCUGUCGGUUGAAAAUCAACUGAAAAAUCGAAAUUAUGACAAUUACUACAGUUUACAUUGGCAUUUUGCAUGUUUGUUUAACUUAAUUUAUUAACGUGGCGCAAUCGCUUGAUUAAUCACUUAAUUCCCCAGCAAGGAAAACCUCCUCGACUUUGGCCAUAAAUCCCACGAGUGUGUUGACAGGUCUUGAGACAAAAGUUUGCGAAAAUUACCGCUAUCUAAUUUGUUUAAGGAAACAAAUGAUAAUUGAUAAUAAACGCUGGAUGUUAUUUUUGAUACUAUCACUGCACCAUGACUUGCAAAGUGUCUUUAUUGUAGUAAAAGUGGCAGAGCAUAAUACGAUGAUGUGGUUGGAUGAAGGCAAGAGACGCGUCUUGGGCGACUCGGACGACGACAGUGUCAGCAGUGGCGAGGAGGUGCCCAUAUGGGUGCGAGGCGAGCAGAGAUGGGUCUCUGGCAUCACCGGCGAGACCACGUGCCAGGACGUCAUCCAGGUGCUCCUCCAUGACGAGGAGAGCAGGGGCCGCCACAUCGGUUUGCCAGAACAGUACCAUAUAACAGAGCGGUGGAGAGGCGUGGAGCAGCCUUUAGACCGCCAGUCUGUCAUUUUAGACAUUUGGAAUGCUUGGGGAACAGCACAGCCUGAAGUCAAAAUAUCACUCAGACGCAUCAAAUAUGACAGGCCACCAAGUCGAAGAACCCGCUGCCGGUCCGACUCGAGCACUUGGUCAGACCGCAGCGCUUGGAAGACUAUCCACCCGAAGAGGCUCCACGCGUUACAGAACGAAAAACAACCAUCAAGUACGGAAGAAUUACUGAAACUAGUUCUAGCUCAAGGAGAAGUUAUAAGACGACAAUUAAAGAAGUUGAGACACAGCGAACACCAAAUCGGCUAUUUAGAGGAUAAGACGCACAAGGCCCGCGUGCGCAAACACGGCAGCAACUACCUCCUGGAGACGUACCUAAAGGGCUUAUCCGAGGCUGUAGACCCCGAAAAUGACGCCAAUUUGUGCGCUGACAAAAACAGCGACAGUGGAGUCAUGACUGAAGGCGACAGCGAGCAGUCUAAUACCAAGUCGAGACCAGCGGAAACGUUUGAGCGGUUUUCUCCCUCGUCCGAAGAGUUCAGCAAAGACAUAAAAGACGACGACACGAGCUCCACAGUGAGCGAAGCGACGAUCAGGGAACAAAUCGAAUUAUUCGAGUCUAUAGCGAAAUUGAACAAACGUCUUCUCAAGGAAGAAGAGAGUUUAGUUAGGCUAGAUGCGAAUCUAAAGAAGUACGAUAAGCACAAAACGGACGACUUGGCGAAAGCACUCACUAAUUUGAGGACGGAAAUGACUAAAAGUGCCUGCGAAAUGCAACAUAAUGAGGUGGUUCUCGAGGAAACGAUGGAGAUGUUGCUUAAUCGGCGGCAUUACCUGGAGAAUCUUCACAGGGACCUUGCUAAUGAAGAGCAGGAGCACGAGAUGCUGCAAGCGCUGAUGUUCAGCACCAGGAGGCAGAGGCACAACCCGGACAGUUGUAGUCCCUACUACUCACAUACCAAAGAAUUGUUAGAUACCUUAGUUUAGCGCUUUUAAUCCCUAAUUAAUUUAAUACCAAAUAUCUUGUACCUAAUUCACGUUGGAAAUUUGUUAGUCAUUGAUCUGAAAUAUAUGUUUUUUACAAACUCGA
Molecule: messenger RNA, 1694 nt
Organism: Tribolium castaneum (red flour beetle)
Lineage: Eukaryota; Metazoa; Arthropoda; Insecta; Coleoptera; Tenebrionidae
Product: ras association domain-containing protein 10
Exons: 6
Coding region: 257-1591 (444 amino acids)
Source: RefSeq, a predicted model, not a curated record